Molecule: messenger RNA, 1679 nt
Organism: Drosophila innubila
Lineage: Eukaryota; Metazoa; Arthropoda; Insecta; Diptera; Drosophilidae
Product: transmembrane protein 267
Exons: 3
Coding region: 490-1188 (232 amino acids)
Source: RefSeq, a predicted model, not a curated record
GAGAAAAAUUCCAAUUUGGGUGAAUUUUCUUGGGUGCAACUAAAUUUUCAAUUUGAUUAACAUGAUACAAGUUGCCAGAUCGGUAAAUUCUGUGGGGUGGCAACCUUUGCAUCGGGAAGCAAAAUCAAAACAUUCUGUUGGGCCCCCCAAAUUUCCCCAAUUUAGACGAAAUUAUGCCGGCAGGUCGUAAACGGAUUCAACGUAAUGGUAUACGUGUACGUGAACUUGCAACCCCCACGAAGUCGCCACACUGCUGCAUUGCAGUUGUUGUCGUUACAUGCGGCAAAUGUACGCUAGAAACACAUAGAAUUUAAUGUUUAAUAAACAGUACAUUUGUAGUGCUUGAUUGUGCAAUAUGCGUCACAACAACAACGAACUUGAUUACCUGCAAAUCUGAAAAGCCGUCCACAACACAAAUACACAACAACAACACAAAAGUCAAAGUGCAAGUUGGAAAAUUUAAAAUUGGGAAAUUGGAGUUUGCAAUCGAUGCCACAUUGUCACACAAUGGUUUAUAUGCGCAUAGUGCUGACGACCUUGGUGACGAUAACGUGUCUGUUGGGUGACAAUUUCGUGGAGCUGACACAACACCCGCUGCUGAAGGCGCUCGCUGAUAAUGCGACACAUGCAGCAAUUGGCGCCUUGACGGGCAUCGCAUUUGCCAUGCAAUUCUAUGAGCGCACGAGUCAAUUGUUUGGCUGGAUAUUGAUUUUCAGCUGCUUUGUGGUGUCCUCGUUCAUCGACUUGGAUCAUUUUGUGGAGGCGCGUUCGCUCUACCUGGAGGAUGCCACCAAUCUGUCGCGUCGUCCAUUUUUGCACUGUUCCAGCAUUGUGCUGGCCAUGUUGCUGUUCUACAUUUGCACCGCGUGCCUCAAUUACUUCCGUAGCAGCCUGUUAUUGGGUGCACUGCUCUGUGCCUUCAUUACGCAUCACACCAGGGACGCUGUGAGGCGUGGUUACUGGUUAUGGCCAUUCUACGAGCACACGGAACGCUUGCCACAAGUGGCCUACAUUGUGAUCACCGUACUGACGCCAUAUCUAAUGGGUUAUCUGCAUAACGUUUGUCGCAGCACCCUUGUCCUUAACUUUUUGGGUCAAUAUGUUAAGCUAAGUGAAUGCAACUAUCGCAAUGGAGCUGGAACCGGAGCUGGUGGCUCCAGCGCCACUUAUCGUUAUUUGCAGGUGUAAAUUUGUGAUACUAACUAAUCGAUUAACUAAUGGAACUACUACAAAUUAUGCUUAUUUAGGCUGCAAGCUGAAUUAGUUUAGCUUUAAGCAAAAAAAACCCAAAUACUUCCACAUUACAGGACACAAUUUUAUUAUCAUUAUGAAUAACAAUAAUUAUUUGAAUUUAUAACUCUGUUAGACAUAUACGAGUACCUUUAGGAGAAUUAUCAAUAUUAAAUAGCGUAGUUUUUUACUAGAAUUCAAAUCGAAACACAACAAAACAUACCCAGAUAAUAUCCAGAUAUUGUGAUAUUGUAGCAUAAGCAUAUAGUAGAUAGAAACUGAAGCAUAGCGCACAAACUAAUCGAUUUUCAACUUCCAAUAUUUAUGCAAUUAUAUUCAAUUUUUAUCGUAGACAACUAAAGAAACUAAUUGUUAAUCCAACAAUCAAUAAUGUGCUAAUAAAUUCGCCUUGUAAACGAACACAAAAUAAUAAAAUUGCAAAUUCCUAU